AUGGCAUCCUUCGACCCCUUCCUCCUCACCCCGCUAGACCACUGUCUCGUGGUCGGUGGCAUCAGCGCAUACGGAUGCAACUACUUCACCUUCCAGACGCCCAACGCAGACGACGCCCUGGAGGCUCUCCAUGCCGGCGUCGCGCGUCUGGUCCGUGAGCUGCCCUUCCUCAGCGGCGAGGUGGCGCCCCGCGACGGCGAUCCCCGCCAUCAGCUAGAGAUCCGGCCCUCGGCGCCCGAGCGAUUCGAGUCCCAUCCCAUGGUCUUCGUUCGGCACGUGCAUAAGCCUCUCCCUGCGCUGUCGGAAAUCGGUCGCGCCAUUGACGCGGACGGCGAUAGUGCGUUUCGACCUCUCCCGACCAAGGGUCCCGAGGGAUUCAAGCCUGUACUGCGGUUCCAGGCGAACCUGUUCCACGGGGGUAUCGUGCUCUGCUUCUGCUGGAAUCAUCUCUUGAUCGACGGGCCGGCGGUCAGCAGCAUCAUCAAGGCGUUCGCGAAAUGCUGUCGCGACGGCGACGAUGUGUCCUUGGCCGAAGAAAGACGGCAGAAUGAUCUCGCCAGGGAGAUCAUUUUCGAUAUCAUCAAUCGUCCUGCCCCCGAGGGUAACCCAGCCGACGAGAUCGAACUGCGUGAGCUCGCGCCCUUCUCGACUGAGGAUAUUCUCCGAGAGACGCUCCCCCUGUCGCCGCCGCUCAUCGAGGAGCUGAAAUCCGCCUGUAACAAACAUCUGUCCGAGUCCGGCCGGACGGACCAAUACUGCGCCACCAACGACAUCAUCAUGUCGCUGUUCUGGAUCGCCACUGCCCGCGCAUCCAUCCCGCAGGAGAAGCGCUGCUACUCGAUGCACUUUUGCGUGACGAUGGGGAAGCGAUCUCAGCCGCGCAUCCCGGAUUCGUUCAUGGGGUCGACGCUUUUCCUGGAAGGGGCGCAAGUCGGACCGGAAGAGAUCGCUGACGCGUUGGCCUCCAUUGACUCCUCUUCAUCGUCUGCUCUUCCCACCGCGUUUAUCCCCCUCCUCGCGACCCUGGCGUCGCGUAUCCGCGCUAAGAUCCUAACCACCGACGAUGCGCAUCUCACAAGGAGCGUGCACGAAUUGUACAAGAGCGCCGAGUGGGACGCGCAGCCGGCCAAAUUGGGCGAUAUCCUGUUCAGCAAUUUGUCGUUUAACACGUGCUAUCUGCAGGACUUUGGGUCACGGUUGGGCCACGUUCAGGCGUUUGAGCCGCGCACGGUGUAUCCUAGUAUCGGGUAUUUGAAGCCUCGGAAGCCGGUGGAGGGUGGGCUGGGUCCGUGGGAGAUGACGGUGAUGUUUGAGAAGGAGAGGUUAGAUGUGGUGAAGAAGGAUGUGUUGUUGGGAUGGGUGAGGGGGGGCUUGUAA
Molecule: messenger RNA, 1377 nt
Organism: Aspergillus affinis
Lineage: Eukaryota; Fungi; Ascomycota; Eurotiomycetes; Eurotiales; Aspergillaceae
Exons: 1
Coding region: 1-1377 (458 amino acids)
Molecular function (GO): acyltransferase activity, transferring groups other than amino-acyl groups
Source: RefSeq, a predicted model, not a curated record